Microdochium trichocladiopsis is the source of this 840-nucleotide messenger RNA. RefSeq names its product catabolic dehydroquinase qa-2. Gene Ontology annotation, molecular function: 3-dehydroquinate dehydratase activity. The coding region runs from base 145 to 660 and encodes 171 amino acids. Gene Ontology annotation, biological process: quinate catabolic process. The transcript has a single exon. The record is from RefSeq and is a predicted model, not a curated record. Lineage: Eukaryota; Fungi; Ascomycota; Sordariomycetes; Xylariales; Microdochiaceae.
CCGUCGAGGGGCUCCCACCCACCGGGACCAGACAUCACCAGCAUUGAUCGAGCGGCGUCUUGUGCAGAUACUUGUCCAUUGUUUGCCCACCGUUAAUUUCUCUCCUUGCGCUCUCUGCCACCGUCAAACGCCGCCGCCGCCGCCAUGUCCCGCUCCAUCCUCAUCAUCAACGGGCCCAACCUCAACCUGCUCGGCACCCGCGAGCCGCACAUGUACGGCAACACCACGCUCGCCGACGUCGAGCGCUCUGCCCACGAGCAGGCCAAGUCCCUGGGCGUCUCCGUCAUCGCCAUCCAGUCAAACCACGAGGGCGAGCUCGUCGACGCCAUCCACGCCGCCGCCAAGCCAGACCUCUUCCCCGCCGCCAAGCUCAUCCCGGCCUCGUCGGACCCUUCGUCCCCGCGCAAGCCCAUCGACGCCGUCAUCAUCAACGCCGGCGCCUUUACCCACACCAGCGUCGCCAUCCGCGACGCCCUCGCCGGCGUCGACGUCCCCUUUAUCGAGGUCCACGUCACCAACGUCCAUGCCCGCGAGGAGUUCCGUCACAAGAGCUUCCUUGCCGACAAGGCCGUCGCCGUCAUCUGCGGGCUCGGCGUCUAUGGCUACACGGCUGCGCUCGAGUACGCGGCCAAGCACCUCAAGCUCAAGCAGAAGGCGUGAGGCAUGAAGGGGAGGCACAGGUUGUAGACUUGUAGUAGUUGGGUGAGCCGGAGGAGAAAGCCGCCGCUGGUGAGGCAUGGGUUCAACCGGCAGAGCCCACGGCAAAACUCGGAGAUGACGAGAGCUCUGGCAAAUUGCAUUGUAAAGGCGCGAAGAGGAUCGCUCUCACGCAGCCCCGAG